Emiliania huxleyi CCMP1516 is the source of this 828-nucleotide messenger RNA. RefSeq lists its product as hypothetical. NCBI's taxonomy places the organism in Eukaryota, Haptophyta, Isochrysidales, Noelaerhabdaceae. The coding region runs from base 1 to 828 and encodes 275 amino acids. Gene Ontology annotation, molecular function: RNA polymerase II cis-regulatory region sequence-specific DNA binding; DNA-binding transcription factor activity, RNA polymerase II-specific. The record is from RefSeq and is a predicted model, not a curated record. Gene Ontology annotation, biological process: regulation of DNA-templated transcription. Gene Ontology annotation, cellular component: nucleus. The transcript has a single exon.
AUGGUCGAGAAGGUGGGAUGGACGUCGGAGGAGGACAGCGUCAUCGAGCGGGCCUACAAGGCCAUGGGUCCGCAUUGGACUGACAUUGCGGAGAUGCUCCACGACGAGAGUGGAGAGCGCAGGAGUGGCGACUCGGUGCGCAACCGUUGGCUCCGGCUGCAGAAACGGGCAAAGCUCGCCCGCUCCGAGGACUCGGACUCGUCUCCAGUCGCUGCGAGCGCCGACCUCUCAGCGGGGGGGAGCGGAGAGCGCGGCGGUGACAUGUGGUCAUGGCGCGAGACCCAGACCAUUGAGGAGGGCGUGCGGAAGGGACUCAAGUGGAAGGCCAUCGCCGCACUGCUGCCAGGCCGCUCGGACAGCUCGUGCCGCAACCGCUGGCUCCGCAAGAAGCAGAAGGAGCUCGCGAUGGCCGGCAUCAACGUCCGCAACGCCGCCGAGGUGGUAGCUGCCUGCCGGCGAGUCGGCCUGCUAGGCCCCUACAACCCGCAGGGCGCGGAGGCGAACGGGCCGAACACGUACAAUUGCGUGCAGCGCACCUCGAGGCCAUCGCAGAUCUCGCCCCUCAGCCUGUACAAGGGCCCAACUGCCAUCCUAACGUUGCCGUCCGCGCCGACGGCAAUGCCCAUUGUGCUGCCGGAGGCGCUUUCACUGCCGGUGCAAGGCAUGCGCCCAAACGAGCUGCAGGUGCUGCACCCCCAUCAGCUCGGGCAGCAGCAGACCGUGCUCUUUCCCGUCGCUGCACCGUCGCCGACCAUCCCGGUCCUCUCGCCUCGGGUGUGGGCGGUCCCGCCGUCCGGCUUGUCGCCGACCGCCUGUUUGCCGGGCUGA